UGAGGCAGUCUUUGUUCAGCCAGUCUGAGGUGAGAGAGGAGAGAAGUGAGAGAGGACACACAGAGAGUGGGUGACAACAAUCUGGUAGUGUUGAAGCUUUGCACUAAUUUUAUGCUCAAUCUGCUGAAGAAAAUGAAACUUUGGCUCUUGUUGUGGCUCGUUGGUGCGCAUCUCGCCUCGGAUUCUCUCUCAUCUGCACUUCAUGUGAUGGAAGAGCGAGGGUCUAAGGAUCAACUAGUCCUCACUGAGCUUGUUGGUGUUCCUCUUCCUCCAUCUGUGUCCUUCAUCACGGGCUACGAGGGUUUCCCUGCCUACAGUUUUGGGCCUCAUGCUAAUGUAGGUCGACUGACCCAAUCAUUUGUACCUGAGCCCUUCUUCAAGGACUUUGCCAUUAUUGUCACCGUCAAACCCUCCAACUCUCGAGGAGGGGUCCUGUUCGCUAUCACAGAUCCCUCCCAGAAGAUGGUCCACCUGGGCUUGGCCCUGACCCCUGUGGAGGAUGAGACCCAGAGGAUUGUACUGUAUUACAGUGAGUCGGGGCUUGCAGACAACAUGGAGGUGGCUUCCUUUAAAGUGCCUGAUAUGACACAGCAAUGGAAUCGCUUCACGCUGACGGUCGAGCACGAGGAGGUUCGGCUCUAUAUGGACUGUGAGGAGUACCACAGCAUCCCCCUCAAGAGAAGCCAGCAGCCCCUCAGCUUUAAGCCGGGCUCGGGUAUCUUUGUGGCAAAUGCAGGCAGUACUGGCAUGGAGAGAUUUGUGGGGUCCAUUCAACAGCUGGUAAUAAAACAGGGCCCUAGGGCAGCAGAAGAGCAGUGUGAGGAGGAUGAACCCGGCUUGCAGUCCUCCAGCGAUGGAAGCGGUGAUGGUGAUUAUGAUGAUGAAGAAGAACAUGGGAGACGUGAAGUAAUCUUUGGUCAGACAAAUGAGAGAGAAGAUAAAGAGACAUAUAGACCAACCUUUCCUGUCCAAGCUCCACCCACUAUGUUACCUGACAUGGACGAAGGGGAAGUUUCAGGACAUGUGACCCCUACAGACGAAAGGCUGCUUAGAGGGACUUACAAAACAGACGAAACAGAAGAGAGUACAGGGGAUGGUUCUGGCCAGGGGCAAAAAGGGGAGCGUGGAGAACCUGGACCUGCAGGCCCUCCGGGACCCCCUGGACCUGCUGGACCAUCUCUCCCACCCAUACAUUCAGCUCAGCCUGGACAGAGAGGACCUCAAGGUCCAGUGGGUCCACCAGGAAGACAAGGCACACCAGGGAAAGAUGGACAACCUGGAAGCAAAGGUGAAGAAGGAAAACCGGGGAAGAGGGGACCACCAGGACUUCCAGGAUUGCCUGGAGAAUCAGGAAUCAAAGGAGAAAAGGGUGAUCCUGGGGUUGGUCAACCUGGUUUACCUGGUCCACCAGGGCUUCCCGGACCACCAGGGCCAGCCAAACCAACUAAAGCUCCAUAUGGAUUUGAUUCUCUCGGCUCUGGAUUUGGAGAUGUUGACAUUGAUGCAGAACGUCUUAGAGGUCCACCUGGUCCUCCAGGGCCUCCAGGGAAACCUGGCCCACCUGGUCCUAAUGGCCCCUUAAGGAGUUUGCUGCCUGGACCACCAGGUGCCCCUGGCAAGGAUGGCAGAGAUGGACAACCUGGACUUCCUGGUGUUCCUGGUCAGGAUGGCUUGACUGGACCACAGGGUCCGAAAGGAGUGAAGGGUGAACAAGGAAUAAGAGGGCUCCCUGGACUUAAGGGUAAAAAUGGUGACCCUGGACCUAUUGGACCUAUAGGACCGAGGGGUGUACCUGGGCCACCUGGCCCUCCUGGCCCACCAGGACCUUUAAGUAAUAACUUCAUGAUGGACACUUUGAAGGAUUUGGAGGGUUCUGGUGAAAGCGGAUUGUUUCUUGGAGCUGGAAUUUCAAAAGGUUAUCAAGGGCCUCCUGGUCUACCAGGUCCACCAGGACCUCAGGGACUUCCUGGUGCUGACGGAGCCCCUGGUUUGUCUAUAAAGGGUGAACCAGGAUCCCCAGGAAAGGAUGGAAUACUAGGCUUAGCUGGUUUACCAGGUGCCAGGGGGCCAAAGGGGGACAAGGGCAGUGCGGGAGAGAAGGGUGAGCAAGGUCGUGAUGGUCUGAGCAUCACAGGGCUUCCCGGUCCCCCUGGCCCUCCUGGACCGAUCAUUAACUUCCAGGAUCUCCUUGUUAAUAAUACUGCAUCCAAUUUGAACCUCACUAAGAUCAGAGGACCGCCAGGCCCUAUGGGCCCUGAAGGCUUGCCCGGCAGAGCAGGAUUCCCUGGCCCAAGAGGACCAAAGGGUGAUAUUGGGUUUCCAGGUAUUCAAGGACCUCCAGGACUAAAGGGAGAAAAGGGGGAGCCUGGCAUAUCCAUAGCUGCUGAUGGCUCUGUAAUAACAGGCCUGAGAGGACCCAGAGGACCAAAGGGAAUGAAGGGAGACAUCGGCCCCUCUGGACAGCCUGGGCUUGUGGGGCCGAUAGGACCACCUGGACAAAAAGGAGAAUAUGGAAUUCCUGGUCGACUGGGUCGGCCUGGAAUAGCUGGAAGGAAAGGGGACAAAGGACAUUCUAGCGGUCCCCCUGGUCCACCGGGUCCACCUGGACCUCCAGGGCCACCAGGACGAGUAAUUGGCCUCAAUAGAACAGUUUUCCCAGUUCCUCGUAAACCACACUGCAAAAUACCAGUCAACAACAACAAUUCACAACCAGGCAAUGGAAGAGUGUCAUUAGGAGUCAAAGGGGACAAGGGUGAUUUGGGAAAUCCUGGGCUGCCAGGAACUGCAGUGUCUAUGUUUCCUCAUGAUUAUGUGGGUACUAACAGGGAUAAUGGCUACAAGGGGCAAAAGGGAGAGAAGGGGGAUCCAGGUUUUCCUGGCCCACCAGGGCUCCCUGGGAGGACAGGCUUUGUGGGACCUAAAGGGGACUCUAUUGUUGGUCCUCCUGGGUACACUGGUUCCCCAGGCCUUCUAGGACCGCCUGGCUUUGGAAGUUCAGGACCACAAGGGCCACCAGGACCUCCUGGACCACCAGGCACUCCGUCUGUAUAUGGCUCAGCUGCAAGUCUUCCUGGACCUCCAGGUCCAACAGGGCCACCUGGUGCUCCUGGCCAUGGAAACCCUGUGAAAACAUAUUUAAACACUCAGACCUUGAUAAGAGAGUCCAGUGAGGGUGCAGAAGGGACUCUGGCAUAUGUCAUAGAUAAAAGUGAACUGUACAUCAGGGUACCAGGGGGCUGGAAGAAAGUUGAGUUAGGAAAGCUAAUCCCAGUUUCCCAAGACAGUUCCACAUCUGCUUUGUCACAAGGUCUGAGCAGACCCAGCGACCACAGUGUACCUAAGGAACAUAGCCAGGAGUUAAAGAGCUUCCUGUCAGGCUACCAUGUUUUUUCACAGCAUGCACACUCAGUGCCAGCAUUGCACCUGGUGGCACUCAAUGCCCCAUUCUCAGGGGACAUGCAUGGGAUCCGAGGGGCAGAUUAUCAGUGUUACCAGCAGGCCCGUGCCAGGGGCCUGACAUCCACGUACAGAGCUUUCCUCUCCUCUCACCUACAAGACCUUUCCAGCAUCGUCAAGAAAGGGGACCACUUCAGCUUACCAGUGGUGAACCUCAAAGGAGAUGUGCUUUUCAGAAGCUGGAUGUCUAUGUUCUCUGGAAAUGGGGCUGUUUUUGAUCCACUUACUCCGAUUUAUUCUUUUGACGAACGAAACAUCAUGACAGAUCAGGCUUGGCCUCAGAAACUGGUGUGGCACGGCUCGAGUACCGCAGGCAUCCGAAUGACAAGUAACUACUGUGAAGCCUGGAGAACGGAUGACAUGGCAGUGACUGGACAGGCGUCUCUUCUGCAGACUGGCAGACUGCUCGGGCAGCACACGCGUAGCUGCUCAAACCACUUCAUUGUGCUCUGCAUUGAGAACAGCUACAUUCAGAGCCCUGAGAGAAACUAGAAAGCUGACAAUUAUAAAGUCAAGCAAUGCGGAUGUAGGGAGCAGCAGUAGCUGGCCUGCUGGGGAAAAUAUCCAAUCUACUCUUUUAUUAGGAAGAGGGCUCCUGUUAGAAGAAGCUACAAGCCAGGGAAAAUGGCACUGCAAUCAUGUUUCACUUCUUCUCAGAGCAUGAUGUAAAUAUGUGUAAAUCACCCACUGAUACUGUUCAAUCUACGACCCACUGACUUCUUUUCAGCAAUUAGAAUACCAAAGAAUACCUCAGCCUGAUAUCAAGCAAGUGUAGAUCCAUUUUAUGAAUUCACCACAUUACACUGUGCCAUCUCGGAUGAUAUUAACCCCUCCUCAAGACUAACAUAGAGUUUCUUGUGUGUGUGUGUAAUACAAAUGUUGAGAGCUAAAGGAUAGCUUCUUUUUAAUCAGAUUAAAUUCCAAUAAUUAGACAUCAGUAUUUGGAUAUACCCUGUUCAAAUGAGGCUGCUCUGGAAGUUUUUUUAAAUGCACUGUAUUAAUAAUUUCUUGGGUGUUUUUUCAAUAGGCCUAGUUUGUUUGUUUGUUUGUUUUUUUCACACCCAUGAAGCUCCAUUCUGUGAACUUGCAUUUAAACUAGUAUUAAAAAGAGGUUAUAUGUAAUUGUAAUGUAAAAGCACAUAAAACUAAAACAAGUAUAUACUUUAAAUGGCAUUAAUUUCAAAAAUUGACAGUUGCCCCAAAAACAUUAUACUGUUACUCUUUACUGUGUUUAAUCUUUCUAUGACAUAUUACGAAAAACAUACUAGUAGAAAGUAAUUAACGGUGUUGGUUAUCUUCUACAAGUCAAAUAUAAGUAUGAAACAAUAAGAGAGAAUUCCCCUGUUCUUUUUUCAUAUUUGAAUUGUGCUGAGUUAAUAAAUGUUUUGUUUUAUAA
Molecule: messenger RNA, 4852 nt
Organism: Carassius auratus (goldfish)
Lineage: Eukaryota; Metazoa; Chordata; Actinopteri; Cypriniformes; Cyprinidae
Product: collagen alpha-1(XV) chain-like
Exons: 43
Coding region: 112-3948 (1278 amino acids)
Cellular component (GO): extracellular matrix
Source: RefSeq, a predicted model, not a curated record